UAACAGAAAGUGAAAGUAGAGAUAACUUUACGAGUGGCUACUUUUUCCACAUAAGGUCUAAAAACAACUUUGUUUUUCAGUUACAGCAGAGUGUUUUUGUAUUUCAACAUGCACUUACAUACAUACAUGUGCGUGGCAGCACUAUUUAUGAUCUGUGAAGGGUUCUUAGUGAAAGGUCCUUCUGGUCCUCUGGUUGUUCCUCUGGGAUCUUCGGUGGUUUUGCCCUGUUUUGUUGAUGAACCCUUACCUUUGAAAGGACUGAAAGUGAUUUGGAUAAGAACCGAUGCCCAUACUUUAGUGCAUGUGUUCCAAGAUUAUGAGAGUCGGCCAGAUGCCCAGUAUCAGGAUUAUCAUGAUAGAGCUCAUUUCUUCUCUGAUAAAAUCAAACAUGGAAACUUCUCCCUCCGCCUGGACAAUGUGAGAGCUGAAGAUAAGGGUUUCUACAGAUGUAAGGUUUACACCGAUCAGGAAUCUGAAGAAACCCUGGUUCAGAUUAAGUCAGUUGAGCAUCUGAUGGUAUCAGGUACCCAUCAUCCUGUAUCUGCGUUUGUGGGUGAGGACGUCACUCUGAACUGCUCUGUAGACUCUCAUAUCCCACCUGAAGAGAUUGAUGAGGUUUCAUGGAGGAAAACAGAUAAAAAUGAAAACAUCCAGGUUCUGGUUUUUGAAAAGAAUAAAGUAAUUCCAUCAGAUGAGAGAUACAGACGCAGAGCUGAGUUCUUCACUGCUGAAAUCCCCAAAGGAAACUUCUCUCUCAGACUGAAGAGUGUCAGGACUGAGGAUAAAGGAGUUUACAUCUGUCAAGUGUUUGCUGGAAAUUUUUCAGCCAAUGCAACUGCAGUACUGGAGCAACUGGGUUUCUCAGUUUUACACACAAUUGUGUUGUUUCUCUGUAUUGCUGCAUCUGGAUCUGCUCUGCUGCCGUCUGUUCUGUGGUGUCUAAAACACAGAUCAUCAAACACAAGUAAAGCCCUGUUUCUUCAGAUGUCUGUAGUCACCGUACCAAACCUUUUUAUGUUUUUUGCCUUUUUGUUCUGGGGUGUUAUUGAAGGGUUUCUGAGUGAGACUGUUGCCUGCUGUGCUCAUUAUUUUCUGAGGCCUCUUCUUCUCUUAUGGACAGCUCCACAUUCAAAACAUUUCCCAGGCAGUCGUGAAACAGUUGUGCACUGCAUAAUUCAUCUACAAUAUUCCCUCUUUACAAAUGUUGUUCAUUCAGUUCUUUUUAAAUCUUUUUGGGAGAAAAGUCUGAGUUAUGAAGAAUCUGACAGAGUCCUGAUAACAAUCCUCUUUGGGAUAAUGAUUCUGAUAUGCAUCGUCAAUAUCGUUUUCUUAUUGGCAGAACUCAUCAAAUAUAAAGACGUCCGUAUACAUGUUGUGUUAGACCUGGUGUCUGAUAUUGGUCAUGAUGUUCUGCCUCCAUUACAACUCAUCUUCCUCUUCUACGCUUUUGGAGCUGCCAGACGAGCACUUUUUGUUCUUGGAGUUUUUCCGCUGUUCUUAACUUUGACAAGAUAUGAUUGGAACAAAGCAUGUGUGGAAAAACUGCAGUGUUUACCCUCAGGAGUCAGGAGGGCAGCGUGGUUAAGUUUCAUGAUAGCAGUAAAUGGCAUAAUGGUCUAUUCUUACCUCAUAGCGCUGGAAAAAGAGAAAGAUUGUGUUGGAUGGGUCUGCGUAGCUGCUUUUCUUCAAGGUCUCUGGGGAAUCGUUGUCCUGAAGCACUCGUUUGAAGACCUGGAUCUUCCUUUUAGACGCGUUGUCUACCUUAUCGGAUCCGUCGGUGUUGUUCUAGUGAACUCUGUUGCACUGAUGACAGAACUGAUCAUGAAAGUAGUUAAUGGUGAGCGUGCGAUGGAGGAUCUGAGAAAAGUUGUCUUUUCCUCCGAAUGCCUCUUUGUCUCUUCUGUGCUGCUGUUAAUCAUUUUCGAACCUUGCAUUAAAAAGCUUCAGCAGCGUUUCCAGGUUAGUAUUAUAUAUUUAAAGUUUGAUAUGAGAUUUGAUAUGUAUUUGAUACUGAUUGAUAUGGGAUUUACAGUACAGCCAACAGAUCAUAUAUAACAUUGAAUGAAUUUGAGAUUUGUAAGUAAACCUGCAUUAUAGAUGACAUUAUUAUGAUGCGGCCGGACUUCUAGGUUCUUCAGGGCAAGCAGCCUAUAUGACUUGUAUUUUUGUUUUCACACAAAGUAAACAGGGUCCACAUUCGGAUACCAAAUAUCAUGAAAAACCUGUAAAUAAUAACAGAAUGCUCAUUGUUGGGUGAACUAUUUGUGUGAUAUCCAGAUAAAUAACCCUAACUAUCUGUGGGUCAGUCAAGUCUUAUUAGAUCAGAGAUAAUCAAACUGAAUGGUGCACCAAUGUUGACGGAAAUCUGCAUAAUAGUAGUAAUCUUUGAAAUGUGUGUUUCAACCUCACACAGUAUGUUUUGUUCAUUUUCAUCUCUAUUUGAAUGAAUCUGUAAUGCUAAAAGAACUGAGACCUGUCACAGUCAAACAUCUGCAAUUUCAUCUAUAAGCAUAUUUUUUGCAGAUAUGUUUUAACUCGUGUGUCUCAUCCUGAAAACAGAGAAAGGAGGCAGAAACUUCACACGAUCUAUCAAACCAUAACCAGACCGCAGCAGAAAUGUGUGAACGGAGUCCUCUGAGAGAGACUGAAGAACCGGAGGCCGAGAGAAACAGAGAGACGCAGCCUGAUUCAGAGCUUCAGCAAUCAUUGCAAUGACCCAACGAGAUCCUGCCAGAUUCACCAACACUGUUUACUCCGAGAAAAACUGAGUCCCUUCAGAGGUCAAGCUGAGAGAAUUGUUUUUUUGUGGGUUUGUUUUAAACGUAAUGAAUAUGUGAAGUGGUGCCAAAGUGUUUGGACACUCAAGUCACACUUAAAAACAGUUUUAAGUGCGACUGAACAGACACUGAAGUUUUGGGAACUUGCAGCGAUGCUUUUAAUAUCACGGUCCAUAGACUUAAGGUCUGACGUUUUGUGCUUCACUAACUUGCAGUUCUGUGAUUCCUCAUUGGAUGCCUUAUAAAGCAGAAUAUAUGUAAGUCAUGGCAACUUAUGUUUUUACAUUACUUCAACUCAUCAAAGAAAGAUGAGGGAUUUCAACAUUCUCCUAAGUUAUAUAAAAUUCAACUUAAUUUUUUCAAGUUGGUUUAAUUUCAUUUAUAAUUUGUAUAUGCAUAUAUGAACACUGUAUAUGAGAAUAAUAUACACUAUUAGAUGCACACACUACAUCUCAUUCAGUGCUAAAACACAGUGCUCUUUUUUUGUGUAAAGCGAAACCUGUGUACUUGUAAAUAUUUUUUAGCUUUUAUUUUUUUUAUUUGUGUGUGUUUAAUCUAGAUAGAAAGCAUUAUGAAGUGUGAAUCUGGUUUCCUCAUGUUGCUCUCAGUGAUUCAGAUUUGUAUUUCUGUGUGUGUUACUCAUGGACCAUGUUUCUGAAGGCUGAGUUAGCUCUGAUAAAUGUAAUAAUUUGGGUGCUUGUGUGUUAUU
This is a messenger RNA of Carassius carassius (crucian carp), 3486 nucleotides long. RefSeq lists its product as uncharacterized. The transcript has 15 exons. Bases 109 to 2055 code for a protein of 648 amino acids. The record is from RefSeq and is a predicted model, not a curated record. Lineage: Eukaryota; Metazoa; Chordata; Actinopteri; Cypriniformes; Cyprinidae. Gene Ontology annotation, biological process: negative regulation of T cell proliferation; immune response; cell surface receptor signaling pathway. Gene Ontology annotation, cellular component: external side of plasma membrane.